UCUCUUUGGGCAUUAGUACGUACAGCAAUGUUUUCGUGACGGUAUCUGUAAUUAUAAAUUAACUGAUACUAAUUGCAAUCUUUGGACUAAUUAAAGGGCAAGAACCUAGUUAUUUCCACCAUUUAAGGACAAGCUAGUAAUACAAUAAGCAGUAAAAAAAUCCAGAAAAAUGUGUCAUGUUUCUCCUGUUCAAGUGUUAUUGUUAUUAUUGUGUCCUGUACAAAAACAGCUGUUUGUGAUAAUAUCUAAUUAUUGAUAACAAAUAUUAAAUUCCGAUAAGAAUUUAGAUGAAUUAUUUCAACCUACACUGGACAAAUUAGGAAAUAAUGAUUACGACUAAGUUGGUUUUGAUUAUUACAAUUAUAAAACUGAAAAUCGUAUUAUCUCAAACUCAAAAUGCCAUUUUGACAGUCUAUUUAAACAAAUCAACAACAUGGGAAAAUAAAGAAUUAUAUAGUGGUUUUACAAAAUUAAACAAUAAUUCAACAUUAGAAGUAGAUUGUGUGAAUUUGAAUUCAAAUAUCAGUUAUGUCAUAUUCCAAGCACAUAGUCAUUUGUAUAAUAUUACUUUAUAUAAUAAUACUUAUGUGUACGGCUCAUAUGUCAAAGGCACAAACGUCGGCUUAUACAGCAGCAUCAAACCUACAAUUGACACAUUCUUUGUUAUGAAUUCAAAUGCUAUUGAUCUUGAUGUUUAUAUUUCAAUUCAUGGAUAUAGUGCAAAAGAUCCUAUCCCUGGUGGCUGCAAUGCAGAAUUCUCCGUACCAAUAUCUCCAUUUCUCCAAACCAAAUAUAACAAAGAUUAUGUCCUUGUUGAUGCGGGGUUUCCUCAAGAUAUUUUAGAUAAAAAUUGUAAUUCUCUUGAAAGAGUAAGAGUGGCCUUCUAUCAAAUGUACAUAUAUGAAAGAAAUUUUAGUAAAGAAGCAUACUUUGAUGGCAUACAGAAAAUGAUGACAAUGGAAUACAUUAGUGACAAUGGAGUGUUUAUACCUGAUAAUGGGUUAAAUAUGCGUCGAAUGCUAAGUGCUUAUCCUGGCACUGGGUCAAUUUAUGUCGCCGUUGCGUUCAGUGUUGCAAAUAAGAGCGCAUAUUCUGUGUAUGUCCCUACUGUUACAUAUGCAUGUUCACCGUUGGAAGAAAAUGGAUGUGUAAUUUUUGACGAUGCUCUCUCGCAGUUGCUAUGUGCGUCUCUACUAUUUAUUGGUACAUUUAUCUGCUACUUCGGACACAGGUUCUUUAAGACUGAAAUGUUUCUCGUAGGCUUAGCGAGUGGCGGUAUUGUCACAUUUAUACUUAUAUCUUUGAUAGCAGACUUGAAUAGACCAGCUCUACUUGGCGCGUCCUUGCUAUGUGGAAUAUGUUUUGGCUCGAUGUGGUUGUUGUUUUAUUGGUUGUACGGGAUACCUCUCGUAUCAGUGUUUCUAGCGACACUCAAUGUUGGGUUUUUGUUCUCCGCGUUAAUUUACCAUGGAUUACCGGGUGGCCACCGAGCUCUGGAAGACGAUGCCAACUUUUGGACUCUAUUUAUAGUACUCAUGCUGUUGACAUCCCUAGUGCUUGUGUCAAUGACUUUCGUUUCAAACAUACUCUGCUGCUCCUUGCUAGGUGCUUAUGCGGCUGUAUACCCUAUCGACUACUAUUUAGGGUCUAAUUUGAAAUACAUUAUAAUCAAUACCGUGCGCAGGGCUGUCGUUCCGAAUUUUAACCAUGCUGUUUUGUCCCCACCGUUUGAAUGGAGAGAUUCUCUCGUUACAUUACUGUGCGUCGGAUUAGCAAUAUCUGGGUUCCUAGUACAACACUAUCAGAACUAUGGUAGACCGCCAUUCCCUCCCCCACCUAGAAGUGUUAGACCGGUUCCAGUAACUAUAUAUGGAGCAACAGUUCCAUCUACUGAACGACGUCCUGUAACAUCACGAAAUUCCCGAAGCAGGGUAAUUACGGAGAGGACAGCGUUGUUGGCUUGAACUGAAGAUAUUUUAAGAACAAAUGUACCUAAGCAUGAAAUAGUUACCUUAUGUUCAAAUAUAUGUUUCUUUUAAA
Leptidea sinapis is the source of this 2040-nucleotide messenger RNA. RefSeq names its product transmembrane 7 superfamily member 3-like. Bases 327 to 1964 code for a protein of 545 amino acids. The record is from RefSeq and is a predicted model, not a curated record. The transcript has 9 exons. NCBI's taxonomy places the organism in Eukaryota, Metazoa, Arthropoda, Insecta, Lepidoptera, Pieridae.